Messenger RNA from Drosophila eugracilis, 772 nucleotides. Its product is annotated as platelet glycoprotein Ib alpha chain-like. Lineage: Eukaryota; Metazoa; Arthropoda; Insecta; Diptera; Drosophilidae. The transcript has 2 exons. Bases 15 to 467 code for a protein of 150 amino acids. The record is from RefSeq and is a predicted model, not a curated record.
GACAGACAUAGAAGAUGCGCUGCCGAAUUGUUCUCGCCUUUGGUCUAGUGGCUCUCGUUGCUACUGCCUACGCCGCAGGUUCGUCUCCAACGACGCCAACUUCGCCCUCUCCAACAUCUCCGACGACGCCGACCUCGCCCUCUCCAACAUCUCCAACGUCACCUACGACUCCAACAUCGCCGACCUCGCCAACCACACCCACUUCUCCGACUUCGCCCACCACUCCCACUAGUCCUACCCCGGCUUCACCAACCACUCCAACUUCGCCCAGUGUUUCUCCGUCUUCCACUGACACCGACUCGUCGCCCUCGAAUUCCAGCACCGACGAGGAGCUCACCAGGCUGCGCCGCAAGCUUCACAGAUUAAGGCGCGAGGUUCGCCGGGAAAGGCGUCGUCUGAAUCGCCAAGGACGCCGUGGCAGGCGACAAGGCCAACGCAGGACCCGUCAACGCCUAGGAAGAUUCUAAGCAAGACGAUAACUUCACCUUUUAAUUAAAGAAAUUGUAUGUCUAUUUAAAAUAUCUUUAUUGUUUAUUCAUUUUAUAUUGGCCAUUUAAUUCUGAGACUUGACAUCCACUUUUUUUAAAAAUGUACUUUGUUAGUUAAGCUUUUUCUUAAAAACUCAAUUAGUUGUGUACAGUUAGAAACGGCAAUUAAGAUGCAAGAAGUGUGUGGGAUACCCCACAUUAAAAUGAGUAACAAAUUUAGCUUAUAACCAUUUUAUUUCUUUGCACAAUAAACUUUUAUCAGGAAUCCAUUUUCGGAAACUUAA